Salvelinus namaycush (lake trout) is the source of this 3334-nucleotide messenger RNA. RefSeq names its product phosphatidylinositol 3-kinase catalytic subunit type 3. NCBI's taxonomy places the organism in Eukaryota, Metazoa, Chordata, Actinopteri, Salmoniformes, Salmonidae. Gene Ontology annotation, cellular component: phosphatidylinositol 3-kinase complex, class III, type II; phagophore assembly site; phosphatidylinositol 3-kinase complex, class III, type I. The record is from RefSeq and is a predicted model, not a curated record. The transcript has 22 exons. Gene Ontology annotation, biological process: autophagosome assembly; autophagy of peroxisome; phosphatidylinositol-mediated signaling. Gene Ontology annotation, molecular function: 1-phosphatidylinositol-3-kinase activity. The coding region runs from base 271 to 2628 and encodes 785 amino acids.
UGUCCGAAAAGUCAUCUGUCGCUAUAAUGUCAUUCCCGUGAAUCGAGACGAUUAAAGUUGACAUUUCGAUUGGACUGCUCGUUUAUAAACUGACUGUAUUUCAGUAUUUUUUUUUGCCAAGUGGAGAGACUAUUAGUUGAAUGCUAACGUAACCCAUGGUGUUGUUUCACAUAGGCAUUGCAAGCGAGCCCACCGUCUGUGAGAAGGCUAAAGUUAGUAGCUACAAUCCAAUUUCCCGCUGUGAUUUAUGAAUAACGAAGUCGACGAAAGAUGGACACAGACAAGUUUAACUAUGUCUACAGUUGUGACUUGGAUAUUAAUGUUCAACUGAAAAUAGGCAGCUUGGAGGGCAAGAGGGAGCAGAAGAGCUACAAGGCGCUGCUGCAGGAUCCCAUGCUCCGGUUCUCUGGCCUCUACCAGGAGAGCUGCUCAGACCUCUAUGUUACCUGUCGGGUGUUUGUAGAGGGCAAACCUCUGGCGCUGCCCGUACGCACCUCCUACAAGGCCUUCAGCACCCGCUGGAACUGGAAUGAGUGGUUGAGGCUGCCAGUGAAGUACCCAGACCUGCCCCAGAGUGCCCAGGUGGCCCUAACGGUGUGGGAUGUGUACGGGCCGGGCCGAGCCACCCCUGUGGGGGGAACCACCGUCACCCUCUUCGGCAAAUAUGGAAUGUUCCGGCAGGGGAUGCAUGACCUGAAGGUGUGGCCUGGGGUAGAGGGGGAUGGAGGGGAGCCCACCAGCACCCCAGGUAGGACCAGCAGCAGUCUAGCAGAGGACCAGAUGGGAAGACUGGCCAAGCUGACCAAGGCUCACCGGCAGGGUCACAUGGUGAAGGUAGACUGGUUGGACCGCCUCACCUUCAGAGAAAUAGAGAUGAUCAAUGAGAGGGAAAAACGCAGUUCCAACUUCAUGUACCUAAUGGUGGAGUUUCCUCGUGUCAAAACUGGUGAAAAGCCAGAGUACAGUAUUGUCUAUUAUGAGAAGGAUGGAGAUGACGCCUCACCUGUGCUCACCAGCGCUGACAUCGUCAAAGUCCCCGACCCUCAGAUGUGCAUGGAGAACCUUGUGGAGAGCAAACACCAUAAGCUAGCCCGUAGCCUACGGUGCGGACCGUCAGACCACGACCUAAAGCCUAACGCUGCCACACGAGACCAGCUCAACGUCAUAGUGAAUUACCCCCCAACGAAGCAGCUGAGCUCUGAGGAACAGGACCUGGUGUGGAAGUUCCGUUACUACCUCACCACUCAGGAGAAGGCGCUGACUAAGUUCCUGAAGUGUGUGAACUGGGCCCUGCCCGGGGAGGCUAAGCAGGACCUUGAGCUGCUGGGGAAAUGGAGGCCCAUGGACGUAGAGGACUCCCUGGAGCUGCUCUCCUCCCAGUUUACCAACCCCACCGUACGACGCUACGCUGUGACCAGGCUGCAGCAGGCCGACGACGAGGAUCUGCUGAUGUACCUUCUCCAGCUGGUCCAGGCUCUGAAAUACGAGAUCUUCACUGACAUCCAGGGCGGGCUGGAGCCAGGCAGCAAGAGGGACAGCCAAGGCCUGGGAGAGAGCUCCAACCUGGGGGACCUGGACAGGUAUGUAAUAGUGGAGUGUGAAGACCAGGACACCCAGCAGAGAGACCUGAAGACCCACAAUAUGUACCUCAAUGUCAUCGGGAGGUUCAGCCAAGCACUGCUCAAGGGUGAUAAGAGUGUGAGGGUGAUGCGAUCUCUCCUGGCGUCCCAGCAGACGUUUGUGGAGAGACUGGUACAGCUGAUGAAGGCCGUGCAGAGAGAGAGCGGCAACCGCAAGAAGAAGAGUGCUCUGAUGCCAGCCAAGCUGAUCUUCAAGGCUGAGGAGGGGAAGAUGUAUCCUGUCAUCUUUAAACACGGAGACGACCUGAGACAAGACCAGCUCAUCCUACAGAUCAUCUCUCUCUUGGACAAGCUGCUGAGGAAAGAGAAUCUAGACCUGAAGUUGACGCCUUACAAAGUGCUGGCCACAAGCACCAAGCAUGGGUUCAUGCAGUUUGUCCAGUCGGUGCCUGUGGCUGAGGUCCUGGCCACUGAAGGAAACAUCCAGAGUUUCUUCAGAAAACACGCCCCCAGUGAUAAGGGGCCCUAUGGCAUCAGCUCUGAGGUGAUGGACACCUACGUCAAGAGCUGUGCUGGUUACUGUGUCAUCACAUACAUCCUGGGAGUGGGAGACAGACACUUGGACAACCUGCUCCUCACAAAGACUGGAAAGUUAUUCCACAUAGACUUUGGCUACAUCCUGGGUCGUGACCCCAAGCCCCUGCCUCCCCCCAUGAAGCUGAGUAAGGAGAUGGUGGAGGGGAUGGGUGGCAUGCAGAGUGAACAGUACCAGGAGUUCAGGAAACAGUGUUACACAGCCUUCCUUCACCUCAGGAGGUACUCUAACCUCAUCCUGAAUUUGUUCUCUCUCAUGGUGGACACCAACAUUCCUGACAUCGCCCUGGAGCCUGACAAGACUGUUAAGAAGGUGCAGGACAAGUUCCGAUUGGACCUGUCGGACGAGGAGGCCGUUCACUACAUGCAGAGUCUGAUUGAUGAGAGCGUGGGGGCUCUGUUUGCUGCCGUGGUAGAGCAGAUACACAAGUUUGCCCAGUACUGGCGCAGAUGAGAAGGACAGAAAGAUCAUCCGACUUGGACAGUGGAUGGGUGGACAGAGAGGGGGAGCUGUUGCCAUAGUAACACCAGGUACCCCGACCCUCCCCUGCAGGUGGUGUGUGUGUGGGAGAUUGACAGGAUCCAUCCAUGACACUGAUGAACGGAGGCAAAUGAUGCACUGCCAACCUCUGUUCACUGCAAGAAUGAAGAAAACUCAACCCGGACUGUGCGGUAGCAUUUGUAUAUAUUCUGUAUAUUAUUGAUUCAACAUAUGAGAUGUAUGGCCAAAUAAAACCCUGUUACUACAGUAUAACACUGAUGUUGCCUUGUCUCUGUGUAUAAUACCAGGCUGUGUGUGAGGCUUGCGUGUUUCGGGGCGUUUACACCUGGCAUUCAUAAGUAUCCUGUGAUUGUGUCCAUAUAUUGAUUCGAUGGUUAAAAGAUGCAUCGCUGCAAUCUAAUGAUGAUCAGAUCCAACGACACAGUUGAUGCUAAGCAACUCAUUUUAAUAAUACCAGGUAGAUGCAAUAAGCCAUGAAGUUUGUUCUGUAAGCGUUUUGGUGCGUACAGAUUCCCAUAAGAAUCCAUUGUGCAACAACCGUUGAGACAGCUCUGUGAUACAAAUGUAGAAGCGUCAGUGUAAACGGAGCCUUGUGAGUCUCACUGUGGAGUAUCAAGCAACAGAGGUCUGUACCAGUACCUCCUGUAUAUAGCCUCGU